Molecule: messenger RNA, 3905 nt
Organism: Pygocentrus nattereri (red-bellied piranha)
Lineage: Eukaryota; Metazoa; Chordata; Actinopteri; Characiformes; Serrasalmidae
Gene: grid1b
Product: glutamate receptor, ionotropic, delta 1b
Exons: 17
Coding region: 296-3442 (1048 amino acids)
Biological process (GO): synaptic transmission, glutamatergic; monoatomic ion transport; modulation of chemical synaptic transmission
Cellular component (GO): postsynaptic membrane; plasma membrane
Molecular function (GO): transmitter-gated monoatomic ion channel activity involved in regulation of postsynaptic membrane potential; glutamate-gated receptor activity
Source: RefSeq, a predicted model, not a curated record
CUGUGUUAAUGUCUCAGACUCGGCGAGCGCCGGAGAGCGCGAGAGCUGCGGGAGAGAGGCUGGAGGAGCGCGCGCUUCGGCCCCACACUGCACGCUGCACCCUUGCGCGUGCCGAUCACCAUCCCGAGCCGACCUCCCCCUUCCUCAACUCACCCACUCACCUACCCCACCCCCCGUUUUUUUAAUACCCUACUCUACAACAACACCCCCUCCCACCCCAACCCCGGAGGAGCGUGUGAGGCAGUGGGAUCUGAUCUGGGAGCGCGAGGGAGCGCGCGCGGAUGAGCUGCUGGAGAUGGAAGUGCUGAUCGCGUGGCUUUGCUUUGGGAUGUGGCAGUGCAGCCCUGCUCGAGCGGACUCCAUCAUUCACAUUGGUGCCAUUUUCGAGGAGAACGCUGUGAGGGACGAUGAGGUCUUCCAGCUGGCCAUCUCUGACCUCAGCCUCAACGAUGACAUUUUGCAGAGUGAGAAAAUCACCCACUCCAUAAAAUUUAUUGAGCCCAACAACCCCUUCCAGGCAGUGCAGGAAGCCUGUGAGCUGAUGACGCAAGGGAUCCUGGCCCUUGUGACCUCCACUGGCUGCGCUUCGGCUAGCGCCCUGCAGUCUCUGACCGAUGCCAUGCACAUCCCACACCUGUAUGUGCAGCGCAAUGGUGACGGCUCACCGCGCACCGCCUGCCAGUUCAACCCCAGCCCGGAGGGGGAGCGCUACACACUGGCCGCCCGCCCGCCUGUGCGCCUCAGUGAUGUCAUGCUCACGCUCGUCGCCGAGCUCCGCUGGCAGAAAUUCAUCGUUUUCUACGAUAGUGAUUAUGAUAUCCGUGGACUGCAGGGCUUUUUGGACCAAACAUCCAGACAAGGUCUUGACGUGUCUCUACAGAGGGUAGAUAGGAACAUCAGCGGCGUUUUCUCCAGCCUGUUCACCAGCAUGCGCACUGAGGAGCUGAACCGCUACAGGGAUACUCUGAGACGAGCCAUUUUGCUGCUGAGUCCUCGUGGAGCCCAGGUCUUCAUCCACCAGGCUGUGGAGACAAACCUGGCCUCUAAAGACAGUCACUGGGUGUUUGUGAAUGAGGAGAUCAGUGACACCGAAAUCAUGGAGCUGGCCCACAGUGCCUUGGGAAGGAUGACGGUCAUCCGGCAGAUUUUUCCAUUGUGGAGAGACAGCAGUGUGAGCUGUAUGAGGAACAGCCACCGUAUCUCCUCCCUGCUCUGCGACCCUCAGGAGGGCUACUUGCAGUCACUAGAGGUGUCCAAUUUGUACCUCUACGACAGUGUGCUGAUGCUUGCCAACGCCUUCUACAGGAAGCUGGAGGACAGAAAGUGGCACAGCAUGGCAAGUCUGAACUGUAUACGGAAGUCCACCAAGCCCUGGAAUGGAGGCUGGUCCAUGCUAGAGACCAUUCAGAAGGGUCGCAUUACCGGGCUCACUGGGGUUAUGGAUUUUAUGGACAACGGAUCCAACUCGCAUGUUCAGUUUGAAAUUUUGGGCACCAGCUUCAGCGAGACCUUCGGAAAAGACAUAAAGAGGUUAGCCACAUGGGACUCCGUUCAUGGCCUCAACGGGAGCUUGAAGGAGAGUCGGAUUGAGAACGGCAUGCAAGGGGUGACAGUAAAAGUGGUGACCCUGCUGGAGGAUCCAUUUGUCAUGGUAGCGGAGAACAUUCUCGGACAGCCCAAAAAGUACAAAGGCUUCUCCAUUGAUGUCCUGGAUGCAUUGGCCAAGAUCCUGGGAUUCAAAUAUGACAUCUACCAGGUGGCCGACAGCAAGUAUGGCUCGCAGCUUCCCAACGGCUCGUGGAAUGGCAUGAUUGGGGAACUGAUCAACAAGAGGGCCGAUCUGGCCGUGUCAGCUAUCACCAUAACGCCCGAGCGGGAGAACGUGGUGGACUUCAGCAAACGCUACCUGGAUUACUCGGUGGGGAUCCUAAUGCGCAAACCUGAGGAAAAGAUCAACAUCUUCUCACUGUUUGCUCCAUUCGACCUCGCCGUAUGGGCCUGCAUCGCGGCAGCCAUUCCUGUGGUCGGGGUUCUGAUCUUCCUGCUGACCCGGAUGCAGUCUCUGCGCUCCCAGAACCCUCCAGGACCUCAUCAGCCACCUUCCAUGUCCAGCUCCCUGCACAGUGCUAUAUGGAUUGUGUAUGGCGCCUUCAUGCAGCAAGGUGGAGACUCUGUGGUGGGCUCAGUGGCCUUGCGGAUUGUAAUGGGCAGCUGGUGGCUCUUUACCCUGAUCGUGUGCUCAUCCUACACAGCCAACUUGGCAGCCUACCUCACUGUAUCCCGCAUGGACAACACUAUACGGACUUUUCAGGACUUGGCGAGACAAAUGGACUUGGAUUACGGUACGGUGCGCGAUUCAGCAGUGUACGACUACUUCCGAGCCAAAGGUACCAACCCCCUGGAGCAAGACAGCACUUAUGCAGAGCUGUGGAGGACUAUCAGCAAGAACAAUGGCCAGGACUACUCUGUGUCCAGCCCAUCAGAGGGCAUUCGCAAGGCAAAGAAGGGCCCAUAUGCCUUCUUGUGGGACAUGGCGGUGGUGGAGUACGCGGCACUGACGGACGAUGACUGCACCGUCACCGUAUCCGGCAACAGCAUGAGCAGUAAGGGCUAUGGAAUUGCCAUGCAGCACGGCAGCCCUUACAGAGACCUCUUCUCUCAGAAGAUCCUGGAGCUGCAAGAGAAAGGUGACCUGGACGUGCUGAAGCAGAAAUGGUGGCCUCGCUCGGGCCGCUGCGACCUGAGCGGCCACUGGGGGUCGCAGCCCGACGGCCGCUCGCUCAAGCUGCACAGCUUUGCCGGAGUUUUCUGCAUCUUGGCUGCCGGGCUGGUGCUGGCCUGCCUGGUGGCCGCCUUGGAGAUGUGGUGGAGCAGCAACCGCUGCCGGCAAGAGCAGCCCAAAGAGGUUACUAAGGAUUACAGAGUGGCAAGGGUUUCAGAUCCAUUGAGAUAUAAUGAUAUUUCUACUGCUUCAUCGGAGGGGAGGAAGGACAUUUGGACAGAGAGAGAGAGAGACUGGGAUGAAGCAGAGGCUAUUGACACAGGACAAGGAGGUGAACCUGGAGCAGGUGCAUCGGCGUAUGAACAGUCUUAUGGACGAGGACAUGGCGCACAAGCAGAUCCCCGGCCCAUCUAUCGAGAUCUCUGCCCUGGACAUCGGCAGCAUGCAGCCCAGCCAGGCGCGGGAGGCUGGCCGGGACUUCCCGGGCACGGCUCUGUCUGUGAGCACCUUCCUCCCGGAGCAGGCCCAUGGGGUGGGCCGGACUCUGGCGCCGGGGCCUGGCAGCACACUGCCCCUGCCGCUCAGCAGCUCCACCAUGCCCUCCAUCCAAUGCAAACACAGGGCCCCCAACGGGGGGCUCUUCCGGCAGAGCCCCGCCAAGACACCCAUGCCAAUGUCCUACCCGCCGGUACCAGGAGGACCCAUCCCAGAAGCCAUUGAGCCCACCCACAGCACGUCAAUCUGAGGCUAUUUUUGCUUUUUGUUUUUUUGUUUUGUUUUUUUCCCCGACAGGGUGAGGACGAGACCGCGAGACUUUCGGGGGGCAUCACGUGUAAAAAAAAAAAAAAAAAAGGAAAAAAAAAAAACAAAAAAUUUAAAAAAAAAGAAGAUUUUUAAUACACAUACAAAAUUUUAAAAACGACAAAAAAAAAAAAAAACCAUCAGCGAAAACAGAUCCUUUUUCUUGUAAAUAUUUGUAAAUAAGAAAAAGAGCGAAGUGAGUAAAAGUGUAUUUUGAAUAUUCUCAAUUUUUGAAGUUGAGUUACAAAAAACAAAACGAAAACUCGAAAAAAAGGAACAAACAAAACAAAACGUCACAAAAAAAAACAACAACAAAAAAAAAAAAGACUCCGAAAACGACUGUUUGAAUGGCUUUGUAAAUUUUGUUCUCUAUGGAUAAAGA